Molecule: messenger RNA, 456 nt
Organism: Epithele typhae
Lineage: Eukaryota; Fungi; Basidiomycota; Agaricomycetes; Polyporales; Epitheliaceae
Product: Cerato-platanin-domain-containing protein
Exons: 2
Coding region: 1-456 (151 amino acids)
Source: RefSeq, a predicted model, not a curated record
AUGAAGGUCUCCGCCGUCGCCGCUGCGCUCCUCGCCAUCUCUGCCGCGCUCGCGUUGCCUUCAGCACCCCGGGCCGGGCCCACCACGGUCUCUGUCUCCUUCGACCAGACCUACGACGUGAACACGACGUCGCUCGACACCGUCGCGUGCUCGAAUGGACCCAACGGGCUGGAGAGCCAGGGCUUCAACACCUUUGGCCAGCUCCCCGGCUUCCCGAACAUCGGUGGCGCGUUCGCCGUCAGCGGCUUCGGGUCCGCGAACUGCGGCACAUGCUGGAACCUCACUUUCAAGGGCACGACCAUCAGUGUGCUCGCGAUCGACACCGCCUCGGGCGGGUUCAACAUCGCGCUCGAGGCGAUGAACGCCCUCACGCACAACCAGGCGACGUUCCUCGGCCGGGUGAACGCGAGCGCGGUGCAGGUCGACACCACGAACUGCAAUUUCACCUCGACGUGA